CUGUCUCCCAUACUCCUCCAUCACAGCUUGAUGUUGGCUGAAGUAAACAGAAGAGCACUGGCUGUUCAGAGUCCCUCAAGCGCUGUAAUGAAUAUGUAAACAUCGCUUCCCAAGUUUCUUGGACUAACGCUGGAAUCGGACAGUAUCAUUCAUGUGUUUGGAGGGCUUAAUUUCAUUUAAUUAGCCAAGCUUUGAGAAGCUAAAGUGUCUUCAGAUCUCUAACUGACCGGUAGCGCCUAAUUUAAAACGCAAAGUGUGGAUUGAUGGAGGCGUCUUUGAAACACUGAGAGCGGGAACAACCUUGUGUUUAAAUCAUCCAGCAACUGAGCCUGCCUUGAGCGUGUUUUUGAACGCAAAACAUUAUAGCGGAGUUGCUGUUUGCCGGCUUUCUUUGUGUUACUCUUCUCCAAGCAUGCCUGAACCUCGCAGCGCAGGAGGAGUUUGAACAUCGUCAAACCUUGCACAACAUCCAAAACUAUGGCCAGCGAUCACUGCUUAUAGAAGAGGAUUACUAAAACUCCGUAUAACACCACCCUUUUACCUUUUCUGUGUCCCCUUGAGCUGCAUUAAACCCGCGUUGUUCACCGCUUCCCUCUCAUUCGCCGCGCCUGGAUUGUUGAAGGACAAGUAAGAGAAAAAUUGCGCCCUUUUCGUAGAGCAGCGCUUCGCCGAGAGGAAACAUGGAUGUAUUUUAUCCGUCUGCCGGAGGGAAUUCUAUUCCUGGAGACCCACAGAACCUGGAUUUUUCCCACUGCCUGGGAUACUACAACUAUAAUAAGUUUGGGAAUAACAAUAACUACAUGAACAUGGCUGAUGCCAGUGGAGCUCUAUUAGCAGGAGAUACGUUUCAUACUCCAAGUCUAGGUGAUGAGGAGUUUGAAAUACCUCCUAUCACCCCUCCUCCCGAGACCGAGCCUGGUAUGGGUCUCCAGGAGGUGGACUCAGCUUUCCCUGGGAUACCUGACCACCCCAACUCUCAUCGAGGGUUGUUCACCCCUCAGUUCCCACCCCAGAGCCUGGAGCUGCCCUCAAUCACCAUCUCCAGAAAUAUGAUGGAGCAUGAAGGACAAAUCAACAAUGGACAUCCAAGGGCUGUCAGUCAGAGCCACCUCCGUCAGUACCCUCCAAACCCCACCAUGGUGAUGCGCUCCAUCAUUAGCAUGCAUAACCCCAAUGGCAUGAUGUCACAAAACCAGCUUACCACCAUCAACCAGUCCCAGAUCAACACACAGCUGGGGCUGAAUAUGAGCGGGUCAAACAUUGCUCACACGUCCCCAUCCCCACCCGCCAGCAAAUCAGCCACACCCUCUCCCUCCAGCUCCAUUAAUGAAGACGAUCAAGAGGAAGGAAACCGGGUGAUUGGUGAAAAGCGUCCCGCCCCUGACGCAGGUAAGAAGCCGAAGACGCCCAAGAAAAAGAAGAAGAAGGAUCCCAAUGAGCCUCAGAAGCCAGUGUCUGCAUAUGCCCUGUUCUUCAGAGACACCCAGGCGGCCAUUAAAGGCCAGAACCCUAACGCCACGUUCGGAGAGGUGUCCAAGAUAGUAGCUUCUAUGUGGGAUGGACUGGGAGAGGAGCAGAAACAGGUUUACAAAAGCAAAACAGAGGCAGCAAAGAAGGAGUACCUGAAAGCUCUCGCAGUGUACCGCGCUAGCCUUGUGUCAAAGGCUGCUGCAGAGUCAGCGGAGGCCCAGACGAUCCGCUCGGUGCAGCAGACUCUCGCCUCCACCAGCCUGUCUCCAGCGCUCAUGCUGCCUUCCCCUCUAUCCCAGCACCACUCGAUGUCUGCCGCAGCACAGGCACUCCAGCAGGCCCUGCCUCGAGCCAUCGCCCCAAAACCUCUGCAAAUGCGUGUCGGCAGCAGCCAGAUUGUCACCUCAGUCACAGUAGCUCAUCAGAACAUGACACCCGGCGGCGUUCAGUCGCAGCUGCUGGGGCAGAUGGGAGCGGGUGGUCCGCAGACGGGCAUGUCACCACAAUUGAGUCCACCGAUGCAGCAACGGCACGCUUCCAUGCAGCAGCACAUGCAACAGCAGCAGAUGCAGCAGCACUUGCAGCACCAUCAAAUGCAGCAGCAGCAGCAAAUGCACCACCAGCAGAUUCAGCAGCAAAUGCAGCAGCAGCAUUUCCAGCAUCACCUGCAGCAGCAGCUUCAGCAGCACCACAUGCAGCAGCAGCAACAGCAACAGAUGCAGCAGCAAAUGCAGCACAUGCAGCACAUGCAGCAGAUGCAGCAGCAUCAAAUGCAGCAGCAUAUCCCGCAGUCGCAGUGUUCGCCUGUGCAGCACUCGCCCGGUACGCCGCACUCGGCCUCUCUCGGCAGCCCGCCACCCCCUCCCACGUCCCAGCCUCACCCCUCGCAGGUACAGGCUCAUGCGCAGGUCCUGUCGCAAGUGAGCAUCUACUGAACCAAAAGCCUUCGGACCCGCAGUCGCAACUCCACGAGAAACCCAGAAGGAAGUUGUUAUUGAAAAGCAUCAUUACAAGGUUGCUUUUUUUAAGUUGCACUUAAGAAGUGUGUAAGAAAUAUGAAUGUUUUACAAAGAACUGUCCUUUGUUCUAGAUGGAUAUAAGAUAUGUGUUAAAAAGGACAAAGCGUCUGAACUGGAUCUUUUUGUCUAUAAGAUAGGCUGAGCUACCGGGAGGUCUGUUGAUAGACUUGUGUGCCCAGUAGUCAUUUGUAUGUAUAUUUAGUUCAUUUGGUUUCUCUCUCUCGCUCUUUCUGUAGUGGAGUUUAAACUCUGUCAGCGCAUGAUGGCGUGGGAAGAACAUUCAGAGAUGAUCACAGAAACACCUGACAGUUUUAUUUAACAGCUUUAUUUAUGAGGUUGGAUUCUCUUUCACCACAAGACAAAAUGGAAGACCGGAUUUCUGUGGACGUGGAAUUUAUAAAGAAGUCACUGUUUCACAAAAGAAAUGAACUGAACUGGUAUUAAACUGGCCAUCAGAGACAUGCUGAAUGGCUCUUGCACUGUCUGGCCAGUGUAUCAUCAAAUCUACCCUCUCUUCUUCCCUUUUCCAUCAUCCUUCUUGGCGUCCCCAUGGAUGAAACUGUUUAACAGUCGCUGUUGGGAUGCUCUCAAUCAAAUCAUCCUGCUUUUAGAACCAAGUGGUGUUUGACCCAUCUUAUGCCGUGUUAUCAAACAGGCAAUCUCCAGUGAAUUUACAAAAGAUGUAAACACUUGGCGUUUUGCUAGACUAUCUGACACGCUUCCAUAGAUCAUUUCAGUCCUCAUGUCUCCAAACACCUUUGUAAACACCUCCAAACACCUGUAACCUGCUGUAUGUGUUCUUAGGAAAGAAGAGAACGUUUUUGGAGUUAUUCUCCUCUGGCCAAAACCAUUCAUAGCGCAUUCACUCCAACAUAUGUAGUAACAGCACUCCAAAAAUCCUUCUCUGUAAUUAUCUUUACCUCAGAAAUUUUAUUGACUAUGUUUUUUUGUUUUGUUUUUUAUGUGUAAGGAAAACUUAUUUUAUGUGGGGAAAAGCUAAAUUACUGAAUUUAGGCUGUUGGGUAUUUUUAUUUCAUAAUACCCCAAAUUUCACAACAAGGGCCGUUAAAUGGGAGUCUUAUCAGGUGUAAGAUAGAAGAAAUUGAAGUUGUACAUUUUUCAUACCUCUUGUUGUAAAGUUUUAAUAUGUGCGGCUUUAAAUGCAGACGUUGGCAAGCUGAACUGUCACCUGCUUUAUCUCAUAGUGCUCUUUUCUACUUUUUUAUGAGUUACAGUAGCAGCAAAUCAUCUGUUUGUAUUUUUGCUUACAUUUCAAAAUUAAUUGCUUUUAAAAACCUGACAGUAAAAUAAAUACAGUUCAUGUCAGUUGGAAACUC
Carassius auratus (goldfish) is the source of this 3826-nucleotide messenger RNA. RefSeq names its product TOX high mobility group box family member 3-like. Gene Ontology annotation, biological process: regulation of transcription by RNA polymerase II. The transcript is spliced from 7 exons. NCBI's taxonomy places the organism in Eukaryota, Metazoa, Chordata, Actinopteri, Cypriniformes, Cyprinidae. Gene Ontology annotation, cellular component: nucleus. Bases 681 to 2405 code for a protein of 574 amino acids. The record is from RefSeq and is a predicted model, not a curated record. Gene Ontology annotation, molecular function: chromatin DNA binding.